This is a messenger RNA of Salvelinus fontinalis (brook trout), 3700 nucleotides long. RefSeq names its product neuropilin-1a-like. Gene Ontology annotation, molecular function: semaphorin receptor activity; vascular endothelial growth factor receptor activity. The record is from RefSeq and is a predicted model, not a curated record. The annotation marks the transcript as partial. Lineage: Eukaryota; Metazoa; Chordata; Actinopteri; Salmoniformes; Salmonidae. The transcript is spliced from 16 exons. Gene Ontology annotation, biological process: angiogenesis; vascular endothelial growth factor signaling pathway; axon guidance. Gene Ontology annotation, cellular component: membrane.
UACAACAACAGAUCCCUGACAGGUACUCGCUCCCCCUCUCCAUCCAGGUAUGACUAUGUGGAGGUACGUGACGGCGUGGACGAGAGUGGGCAGCUGGUGGGGAAGUACUGUGGGAAGAUCGCCCCGUCACCCGUGGUGUCUUCUGGGUACCAGCUCUACAUCAAGUUUGUGUCCGACUACGAGACCCAUGGAGCAGGCUUCUCCAUCCGCUAUGAGGUCUUCAAAACAGGUCCGGAAUGUUCCAGGAACUUCACAUCUAACAAUGGGUUAAUAAAGUCACCUGGUUUUCCAGAGAAGUAUCCUAACAACCUGGACUGCACCUUCAUGAUCUUUGCCCCCAAGAUGUACGAGAUCAUCCUGGAGUUCGAGAGCUUCGAGCUUGAGCCUGACACCACCCCUCCCACCGGGGUCUUCUGUCGAUACGAUAGGCUGGAGAUCUGGGACGGCUUCCCUGGAGUUGGUCCGUACAUUGGGCGGUACUGUGGUCAGAACACCCCGGGUCGUAUCAUCUCCUACACGGGCAUCUUGGCACUGACAAUCAACACCGAUAGUGCCAUCGCGAAGGAGGGCUUCUCUGCCAACUUCACUGUGUUGGAGCGGACUGUGCCAGAGGAUUUUAACUGUACAGACCCAUUAGGUAUGGAAUCGGGGGAGAUAGCAUCAGAGCAGAUCGUAGCUUCUUCUCAGUACAACCCCGGCUGGUCCCCGGAGCGAGCCAGACUCAACUACUACGAGAACGCAUGGACACCAGGAGAGGACAACAACAAGGAGUGGAUACAGGUGGACUUGGGUUUCCUUCGGUUUGUGUCUGCCAUCGGAACACAGGGGGCCGUUUCCCAGGAGACCAGGAAAACCUACUGGAUCAAGUCCUACAAGGUUGAUGUCAGCUCUAACGGAGAAGACUGGAUCACACUAAAGGAGGGGUCAAAACAGAAGGUUUUCCAAGGGAACACCAACCCUACUGAUGUUGCCAGGACGAUGCUUCCCAAACCCACUCUCACCCGCUUCGUCCGGGUCCGGCCCGUUGCCUGGGAAAUGGGCAUCGCUCUGCGCUUCGAGGUGUACGGCUGUAAGAUAUCAGAGUACCCAUGUUCGGGCAUGCUGGGCAUGGUAUCAGGUCUGAUCACAGAUGCCCAGAUCACAGCUUCGUCCCACACUGACCGGAGCUGGGUUCCUGAGAACGCCCGCCUGCUGACCAGCCGCUCCGGGUGGACCCUGCUUCCCCAGCCCCAGCCCUUCACCUCAGAGUGGCUACAGGUGGAUCUGGGGGAGGAGAAGCUGGUGAGAGGACUCAUCAUCCAGGGAGGGAAACACAGAGAGAACAAGGUGUUCAUGAAGAAGUUCAGACUGGAAUACAGUAACAAUGAAUCUGAUUGGAAGAUGGUCCAGGACGGUAACGGCAACAAGCCAAAGAUUUUCGAGGGGAAUCAGAACUACGAUACACCAGAGCUGAGGACCGUGGAGCCCUUGCUGACACGCUACGUCAGGGUCUACCCAGAGAGGUCCACCCCUGCUGGAAUGGGCCUCCGACUCGAGCUCCUGGGCUGUGAGAUUGAAGCUCCCACUCCCCUCCCCACCACACGGGCAUCCACCACCCCGUCAGAUGAGUGUGAUGAUGACCAGGCCAGCUGCCACAGUGGAACAGGUGAUGACUACGAUGUGACAGGUGGAACCACAGUGCCAGAGGGCAAGACAGAGGUGGACACCAUCCCGGCGUUCCUGUGGUUUGCGUGUGACUUUGGCUGGGCCAACGACCCCUCGUUCUGCGGCUGGACCUCAGAGGACAGCGACUUCAGAUGGCAGAUACAGUCCAGCGGCACGCCCACGCUCAACACCGGACCCAACAUGGACCACACAGGCGGAUCCGGUAACUUCAUCUACACCCUAGCGACGGGCUCCCAGGAAACGGAGGUUGCUAGGCUGGUCAGUCCGGUGGUGACAGUCGGUCAGUCUGACCUGUGCGUGUCGUUCUGGUACCACAUGUUCGGCUCGCACAUUGGCACGUUGCACAUCAAACAGAGGAAGGAGACGGUCGAUGGCAUGGCUGACAUACUACUGUGGACCGUCAGCGGUCACCAGGGCAACCGCUGGAGAGAGGGACGCGUGCUGGUACCGCACUCCAGUAAACCCUAUCAGAUGGUGAUUGAAGGGUUUGUGGAGAGGAAGAGUUGGGGUGACAUUGCUGUGGAUGAUAUCAAGAUCCUGGACAAUCUGAACAUGGCUGACUGCAAGGAUCCUGAUGUUCCUACAGAGCCCAUGCUGCCUGAAGACCGAUUUAAUGAAAUGAUUGUGGACAUCACAGACUUCCCUGACAUGAUGGAGAACAAUGAGAUCCUCAACGGUGUCAGUGGCGGGGCAGGCAACAUGCUGCAGACACUGGACCCCAUCCUCAUCACCAUCAUCGCUAUGAGUGCCCUGGGGGUCUUCCUGGGGGCCAUCUGUGGGGUGGUCCUCUACUGUGCCUGCUCACAUGGCCACAUGUCAGAUAGGAACUUAUCCGCUCUGGAGAACUAUAACUUUGAGCUUGUGGAUGGAGUCAAGCUAAAGAAAGACAAACUCAACUCACAGAACUCAUACACAGAGGCGUGAGCGGGAAGGGGGAAGUGAGAUGUGUGUGUGUGGGGAGUGUAGCAUACCGUGAGUGUACACAAGACUGUAGGCAUAGCCAAGACUCAAUGUGUGGCUGGGGCUAAAGGAACUGCUGGAGGCCUCUCAUUGGAGGAGGCCCAAGUUCAGGAACCAAUGGGAGGUUGUGAUUGAGCCAUUGCUUUUCUCAGGAGCUGCAGUAAUGGGAACCUACCAGUAGGAGACACUGUGUACAAAAUUAAAUACAGGAGGAGAAAAUAUGUACAGAUGAUUAGAUUAUUAUUUAAAUUGUUCUAUUUGAUUUUCAUUCAUUUUUACAAUCGGAUGCUGGUGUUGAGACCAAUUUAAUGAUCACAAUGUUUAAAGUAUUUAUCAUAUUCUGUGAGGAAGAAACAUUUUUGUUAUUAUAAAUAUUUUAAAUCAAAGUAAUUUUUGUGUUGAAGAAGUAUCAAAACCCAAAAUUAACCAUAACUGACAAUGUUGUUGGUCAUACUGCACCAUGGUGGAGUAGCAGCAGGGUGUUCCCCCUGACCUCUGCCCCUGUCUACAGGUGUGGGUCAGAGGUUAAAGGUAAAGGUUGCACCCCUUGGCAGUAGAUGGUUCUGACAGUGCCUUUAAUACAUAUUUGUUGGCUUCCUUGUUGAUUUUGGAGUUUUUACAUCUCUUACGUUCUGACAACGUUGUGACAUCUGAAGCAGGGGCUUUAAAUUAGCUAAUAAUCAAGUCUGCAAAACAGGAUCCAAUCCCUCCAUGGCGCUUUUCUCUCUCUGUCCUAGAACCACAUAUAAUUGUAUAUACGUUUUAAUAUAUUUUAAUUAUUUUAAAGAAAAAAUUUGAAAAAAAGCUGCAGUAUCCCUUUUUCCAAUGGGUUGUGUGUUGUAAAUACAAUCAUCUGCCUGUUGUUGUGAAGAGUGAAGUGUUUUGGUUUUAUUGUUUCAUUUCGAGCAAGCUCUGUGUGCUGUGUAAAGAUAGGCCAGUGCACAUUCAAAAAAAGACAUGUUCUUGUUUUCUAGAUGCAAUCCACUUCAUGGCACCACGGGGAGGACGGAGAAGUUACUAUAAACAGUUACUAUAAACAGUAAAAUAAAAAAUAAAAACAGUUGUAUUCAUGUUA